AUGGAGACGGGAGGGGACAGGGGGAAGGUGGUGGUAGAGAUCCAUGACGAUGAUGGAAGGAGCACGGGGAGAAAUCAACUGGCGGAGAAUAGGAGGCCACAACCAGCACUUGACCUCGCUGAAGAAGUGGCAAAAAAUGGGACAGAAGAGGGGGAGGAGAAAGGUUAUGAAAAUAGAGAGAGAACCACGGAGACCGAGGGUGGGAGGAGUUCUAGCGACAGCAGCAGCACGGACAACAACGUCGACACAAUCGAGGGGAGUAAGGAGCAGACGAGCGCUGAGAGGCGGUAUCAUAGAUCCAGAUUGCCAAGGCUGCGAUGGACCCCUGAUCUCCACCAUGCCUUUGUUUACGCUGUUGAGAAGCUAGGUGGCCAUGAAAGAGCAACCCCAAAGUUGGUUCUUCAGAUGAUGAAUGUGAGGGGGCUGAGUGUUGAUCACAUAAAGAGUCACUUGCAGAUGUACCGAAACAAAAAGCCGGACGAUCCAGAGGAAAGGAAGAGAAUCUUCCCUUCCCUAGCGUUUUCAUUCUUGGAUGCUAAUCGGCGAUACUAUUACGAUUUAUUUCACCAAAAGAUGACUCCAAGCCUGCCCCACGGAAUGGGCAGUGGAGGUCUUUUCUCGGCAAGAAAUGAUCUGGAGCAAUCCAGGUACCACCAUCCUUUGCAACGAUCACAGGCCCAGCAGACUCAUCAUGAUCUUAAGAACUUCCAUUUUGCAUUGAUGACAUUCAACCAGCACAUGACACCAGUAAUCCAUCCAAUUAAUGAUCACGGGCAAGCGAGAGGUUCGGUUCAUGAUCUGAUCUUUAGAAAAGAUGGGAAGCCAUCAGCAUCCCAUUUGUUUGAUGCGAGAGACGCAAUCACUGGAAACUUGAAAGCUCACCAAGUUCUUGGGGCAAGAAGGAAGCCACCGGGUGAUAUGGCUAUUAAUCAAGGCACAAACACAAGGGCCGAUGGAAGUUAUGGUUGGAUCGGUGGUAGCUCCAGACUUUUUCCCAACAGCAGUCCUUUUAGUGAUCGUAACUUCAGAUGGACUACCAGCAGCAGCAGCUUCCUUGACAACUACAAGAGCAACAUGAAUCCUGACUCACGCGGUUCUAUUGUUAUCAGCGAUAAUCUCAAGUCUCAUUCUGAGACUCCACAUUGGAUUGAGUUACAGGAGAAUCCAACCUGUCACCCUAAGCGCAGAUUUGAAGAUAUAUUUCAAGAGAGUGAGGCGGCAGUUGCUGAGAAGAAGAGACUGAUAGCAGCAACAGAGAGAGAUUGGGGCUCCAACUUGCACCUAAACUUGAGUAAUUCAGCGGAUGAUGGAGCUGGUGGCAAAAAGGUUAUUGAGGCCGUAAAUGUUGAUGAUUUUCUAGCGCUGUCACUCGCCCCUCCAAUGUCUGAGAACCUAGUAGAGCCCUCCAAUAUGGAAGAAGAUGCUGCAAAAACUGAGAUCCAGUUCUUCCCAAAGGAAAACAGCUGA
This is a messenger RNA of Phoenix dactylifera (date palm), 1467 nucleotides long. RefSeq lists its product as uncharacterized. The record is from RefSeq and is a predicted model, not a curated record. Lineage: Eukaryota; Viridiplantae; Streptophyta; Magnoliopsida; Arecales; Arecaceae. Gene Ontology annotation, molecular function: DNA binding; DNA-binding transcription factor activity.